AGACCAGGAAAAAUUGAACAGGGGGAAGUAACUGUUACACACAGCAGAGGAAAGCGUAGGUUGGAGGCGGGACACGUUGUUUUUAUGUUUUUAGUGAUUAUUUAAAGUGUUUAUGUAAUUAUAUGCUUUGCCUUUUUAAAUAAAGCUAUAGAGGGAAUAGGUGAACGUUAAGAGCUUUAAUUCAUGUAAUUAGCUGGAUUAGUGGUCUGACACGUUGUUUUACCGGGGUUUUCUUUAUGUUUGCUCGUUUUUCGGGUCUGUAUUAGAGGAUAUUGGAAGUUUUUACCUCUUUUUAUAGUUCAUGGACUAGUUUAGGAUAGAUAAAGGAAUAAAGAUCCCCCUUCAUCAUCAUGUCUAUGGAUUAUAUGAGUGCACUACUGCAGAACAAGAGAGGCCGAGAAGGAGAUCCAGAAGAUUGGGGCUUCAAUCCGACUAAAAGAGUGUGCAAUGGACUGGAAAGCUGUGUCCAGGCUGAAUAUGGAGCCCUGACCGAGAGCCCAAUGGACACAUGGGAGAUCCAGCAGGUCAGCCAUCUGAAGGACACCACCACCACCACCAUCAUCAACAACAACAACAACCACCACCACCAUAAGGUGCUGGAAGCUCAGAAUGGCGGCGGUCCGCAGUGCUGCCCCCGAUGCCUGGCAGGAGAACCGGGCCAUAUAAAUCAUAUCAUGCAGAGGUAUUGAUCAGGAGGUCAGCUCUGCGGGUCCUGCAAAGGAUGAGUAAGGAAGGAGACUGGAGGGAACGGGCCACACUGUGAGAAGAAAAAGAAGGAGGAAGAGAAACAGGAGGAGGAGUAGUAGCCUGCACUUUGUCCAGCUCAUAUCACAGCAGCACACGUUGUGCCUUGUUUAUCCGUUUAUCACGAGUACUGUAUCACCCUGCUGCACUGUCGCCUGUAGUUAAUAUUAUAUUAGCAUCAAAUCACUGCUGAGUUAAUGAAAGGGCUGAAUGACCACUGGACAUUAGUACUGCUUUAAUAUUCCUGCAUGAUGAUUUAGGGUGACGCCUAAUUUAAAGGAACACAAAUUAGGGUUUUAUUAAGAUGCGUUAAGUUCAGUUCUUUUGUUCAGUAAGGUCUAAAUUAGACAUUUCAGUAUAGAAUUUUAAGGAUGUUGUAAAAGGAUAUAAGACACUAUGAACUAGAGCUGGGCGAUAUUGUAAAAAUAAUAAUAAAU
Molecule: messenger RNA, 1181 nt
Organism: Astyanax mexicanus (Mexican tetra)
Lineage: Eukaryota; Metazoa; Chordata; Actinopteri; Characiformes; Acestrorhamphidae
Exons: 4
Coding region: 351-689 (112 amino acids)
Source: RefSeq, a predicted model, not a curated record